Molecule: messenger RNA, 4441 nt
Organism: Staurois parvus
Lineage: Eukaryota; Metazoa; Chordata; Amphibia; Anura; Ranidae
Source: the annotation of a GenBank genome assembly
AUGAACGUUGUGCCCUGUGCCCGCUGUGGAUAUGGGGUGUACCCGGCGGAGAAGAUUAACUGCAUCGACCAGAUCUGGCACAAGGCGUGCUUCCACUGUGAAGUCUGCAAAAUGAUCCUGACCGUCAACAACUUUGUCAGUCACCAGAAGAAGCCAUAUUGCCAGGCGCACAACCCCAAAAAAUAACACAUUUACCAGUGUGUAUGAAACCCCCGUCAACAUGCAUGUGAAGAAACAGUCGGAGGCCGUUAGUGAGAUUAAAUAUCGGGAAGAAGGUGAGCGCUAUAAAUCGGUUUUCAACUGGGAUAUGAAGUCUAGCGUACAUGAACAGGGCUACAGCAUGGAGAAGAUGAAAGCCUAUGAAGAAGGAAAAUCCUGGUUCUCCGAUAUUGACCCAGACAUGGUUCACAUUGAGCAGGCUCAGAAGAAACUAAACGAUGUACAAUACACAGAAGAGUUUGAGGAACAGACAGGAAAAGGAAGCUUCCCGGCCAUGAUCACUCCGGCUUACCAGACUGCCAGAAAGGCUGCUCACCUAGCCAGCAAUGUGGAGUACAAGCGCGGUCAUGAGGAACGCAUCUCUCAGUACAGCAGUGUAGUGGACACCAAAGAUAUUUUGCAUGCCAAGGCCAGUGGACAAAACAUGAGCGAUGUGAAAUACACAGAAGAUUAUGAAGAGCAGCGGGGAAAAGGCAGCUUCCCGGCAAUGAUUACACCCGGCUACCAGAUUGCCAAGAAAGCCACUGAGCUAGCCAGUGAUGUGAAAUAUCACCAGCGAUAUCACAGGGAGAUGAAGGGAAAAGCGAGCGCGACAGAUGUGGCGUUUACUAAACAAACUGCAGAUGAGCUGAGCCAGGAAUAUGACGAGGAGCAAGAGGAGUACAGAGGGAAGGGCAGUUUCCCAGCGAUGAUCACCCCUGCCUACCUCAAUGCCAAAAAGGCCAACGAGAUGAUCAGCGAUAUUAAAUAUAAGAAGGAUCUCUCCAAGAUGAAAGGGGCGGCCCACUACCACACUCUGACCACUGAUGACAACCUGACCCUGAAGCAAGCUCAAAAUGUGAACAAACUGGUCAGCGAGGUGGGAUACAAGAAGGACCUGGAGCACAGUAAAGGACAUAGCAUAAACUACUGUGAGACCCCCCAGUUCCAGAAUGUUAACAGGCUCUCCAAGUACACCAGCGAUCUGAAGUAUAAGGAAAAGUACCAGACUCAGAUGAAGGGUCACUAUGAUGGCGUGGGGAUGGACCAGCGCAUGAUACAUGCCAUGAAGGCUGGGAAUCUUGCCAGCAACUUGUCCUAUAAGUCAGACAAGGAUGACAUCACUGACGGUGAAUAUUAUUACCCAGCUACGCUCACCCCAUCUUACCAGACCACCAAGAAGCUGGAGCCAUUGAAGGAUGUACACUACCGUCAGAGCAUCGACAAGUUGAAGUACAGCUCUGUAACGGAUACACCGGAGAUUGUGCAGGCCAAGGUCAAUGCCCAGCAGCUGAGCGACUUGAAUUAUAGAGCAGAGUAUGAAAAAUCCAAAAUGCAUUAUACACUUCCUCAGGAUGUACCGGAAAUAAAAAAAGCAAAAGCCAACGCUGAACUUUACAGUGAGAACAAGUACAAGGAAGAAUGGCAGAAGACUAAAGGUCAGAAGUUCGAGAUGAAAAUGGAUUCUCUGUCCAUCGCCUCUGCCAAAGCUUCAGGAGACCUUGCAAGUGAUAUCAAAUACAAAGAAGAAUAUGAAAAAAGUAAGGGCAAAGCAGCGGCAACCAGUGACUCCAGACUCCUUCACUCCAUGCAAGUCGGGAAACUGAGUAGCGAGAUAUCCUACAAGAAAGGCUUUGAGGAGAGUAAGGCUCAGUUCCACCUACCGAUGGACAUGGUCAACAUCACUCAUGCCAAGAAGGCCCAAUCACUUGCUAGUGAACUGGAUUAUCGCACUAAACUACAUGAGUACACCAUACUUCCUGAGGACAUGAAAGUGACAUGGGCCAAGAAAGCUUAUGACCUACAAAGUGAGCGUCAAUACAAAUCUGAUCUGACGUGGAUGAAAGGAGUCGGAUGGAUGACAGAGGGAAGUGUAAACGUGGAACAGGCUAAGAAGGCUGGGGAACUCGUUAGUGAGAAGUCAUACAGGCAGCUGCCAUCGGCGCUGAAGUUCACCAGCAUCCAGGAUACACCAGAGAUGAUUCAAGCCCGAACCAGCUACAAUCAGGCAGUGGAUAGCAAAUACAAAGAGCAGGGGGAGAACAUCAAGCACAGAUAUACCUCCACUGCUGAGCUUCCUGAACUUCUGCAAGCAAAACUCAAUGCUCUGAACAUUAGCGAGACACGCUACAAGGAGUCAUGGGGCCGUCUGAGGGAUGGAGGAUACAAGCUGAAGCUGGAUGCAAUCCCCUUCCAGGCUGCAAAGGCAUCUGGGGAAAUAAUUAGUGAAUAUAAAUAUAAGGCGGACUUUGAAAAGUCUAAAGGAAAAAUGAUUGGUCUUCGGAGAUUGGAGGAUGACUUGAACCUUUCACACUCUGUCCAUACCUCUUCUCUGCUCAGUGAGGUUCAGUACAAGAAAGGCUUUGAGGAGAGCCGCUCUCAGUUCCACCUACCAAUGGACAUGGUGAAUUUGGUGCACGCUAGGAAGGCUCAAGCUUUGGCCAGCAAUCAGGAUUACAGGCAUCUGCUCCACCAUUACACAGCGCUGUCCGAUGACCUGCGGUUGCUGACUGCUAAGAGAGCCUACGAGCUGCAGAGUGAGAACCGGUACCGGUCUGACCUGAACUUUAUGAGAGGUGUGGGCUGCAUCAUCCCAGGAGCUCUGGACAUUGAGGAAAAGAAGAGGGCAUCCGACCUGAUUAGCGAGACCAAAUACCGACAACAGCCCUAUCAGCUGAAAUAUACGACAAUCACUGACUCUGUGGACCUUCUGCAUGCCAAGUUUAGCAACAAGAUCACCAAUGAGCGACUCUACAAAGCAGCCGGCGAAGACAUUCUUCAUCAUUACACCACCAUUUUGGAAUUACCGGAACAUGUCCGUGCCAAACUCAAUGCCGCCAAUCUCAGUGAUAUAAAAUAUCGGGAAUCCUGGCUCAAUGCGAGGGCCCAGGGCCACAAGCUGACCAUGGAUGCGCUCCAGUUCCAGACUGCCAAGUCCUCAGGAAAAAUCGCUAGUGAUUACACAUACAAACAUGAAUAUAUCUCGGAGAAAGGAAAGCUCAUUGGGUCUCGGAGCAUUCUGGAUGACCCCAAGAUGCUGCAUUGCCUUCGUGUCGCCAAGUUGCAAAGUGAGCGCCAGUAUAAACUGGAUUCCCAGCAGCUUCACUCGCAGUACCACCUUCCCUCUGACAUGUUGGACCUGGUCCAUGCAAAGAGAGCUCAGGCACUGGCCAGUGACCAGGACUACAAGGUGCUUCUCCACCAUUACACAGCCGAACCAGAGGAUAUGAAGCUCCAGUGGGCCAGGAGGGCUCACCAACUGCAGAGUGAGACUCGCUACAAAUCGGACUUAAACUUUAUGAGGGGAGUCGGCUGGGAGGCAGCGGGGUCUCCACAGAUCGAGGGCGCCAAGAAGGCCGGAGAGCUCAUCAGUGAGACCAAAUACCGUCAGAGCCCGGGCUCCAUUGGGUUCACCACAGUGACCGACUCUCCUGAACUGCUUCAUGCAAAGAACAGCUACCUCCAAUGCAGCGAUAGAUUGUAUAAAUCCGGAGAUCAGGAAUCUCUGCACCAGUACACACUACCUCCAGAUCACCCUGACUUUAUACGGGCCCGAAUCAACGCAUCGCUAAUAAGUGACAAAGCCUACAGGACGCUAUGGGAGCAGUCCCGGGCAGCCGGUUAUGACCUGAGACUGGACGCCAUUCCCUUCCAAACCGCCAAAGCCUCUCGAGAGAUCGCCAGUGAUUUCCGUUACAAAGAAGCCUUCGUCAAGGAGAGAGGACAUCAGAUCGGUUUCCGCAGCAUUACUGAUGAUCCCAAGACGCAGCACGUGAUGAAGGUCAGCAAACUUCAGAGCGACCGCGAGUACAAGAAGCUCUCGGAGGAGACCAGGUCGCAGGUCCACACACACCUGGACCAACCGGGAUUCAUCCAGGCCAAAAAGAGCCAGCAGCAAGCCAGCAAUGUCAACUAUCGCCAGCACCUCCACCAGUACACGUGCGACCCGCAGCAGCUCACGCUAAAGCACGCCAAGCAGGCGCACAGUCUGCAGAGCGAUGUAAAAUACAAGUCCGAUCUAAACUGGAUGAAGGGUGUGGGCUGGACCCCUCCUGGGUAUUACAAGGUGGAACUUGCCCGCCGAGCAGCAGAAUUGGCGAAUGCUCAGGACGGGGAGGCGCCAUUCUCUUCAGAGGUACAUGAUGAACGAGAUUCGCAGUCCCCCCAGCAGAGCGGUGUAAACCUUGACGCAUCAGAAAUCUUACAUGUGAAGCGACGAAAAGCUGUACCAAUAAGAAAAUAA